Musa acuminata subsp. malaccensis (wild Malaysian banana) is the source of this 1180-nucleotide messenger RNA. RefSeq names its product probable F-box protein At1g44080. NCBI's taxonomy places the organism in Eukaryota, Viridiplantae, Streptophyta, Magnoliopsida, Zingiberales, Musaceae. The record is from RefSeq and is a predicted model, not a curated record.
CGAAGUCCCAAGAAGAGCGAUGUGGGCCGGGCUCCGAUCGCAGCUCGUCAUGCUCACCUCCCAAUUCUUGACGAGCGCCGACGAUUAUCAGCGUUUCCGCGCCGUCUGCAAAUCGUGGCGCUCUGCCAUACCCCUCCGGCCGGAUCACCUCCCUACGCAGCUCCCUUUCCUCCUCCUCGUCUCCACGUCUGAACCAAGAUUCCGAUCGGCCUUCCGCCUCACCGGCGCCUCCACCGGAAAUGUUUGCUCGCUACCUAACACAGCCAAUAUGUCCUGCAUUGGCACCUCCUUCGGCUGGCUCAUCCUCCUCUCUAUGGAAGGCCAUUUGAUCAACCUCUUCAACCCCGUUACCGCCGAGGACAUUCGGCUCCCCUCCCUUGAUGGUCUCCCGUUUGAUCAUGUGGCGCCGGACGCCGAUGCGGCCGCGAUUGUCGUAGAGAAGGCUGUAUUAUCCUCGGAUCCCACGCUCGACCGCGAGUUUGUGGUUGUCCUCUUCAUACGCGACGUGAACAUUGGAUGGUGUACGUGGCGCCAAGGUGACGAAUCAUGGACGACAAACGCGAAUCCUGGGGUGCAACCUACGUCCCGGAUGCGCGACGUCGUUCCCUACGGCAACCGGAUGCUGUGCGCGAUAUACGGCGGCAACGACUGCUUGGCGGUCCUCCAGGUUGACCCAGGUCCGCCGGGGAGGGCGACGAUUGCCGCAUGGUACGGCAUGCCGACCUGCGUGCCGCGCACUUAUCGCCCCACCCACUUGGUUGUAUCGAACGGAGAACUGCUGCUGGUUACGUUCGAUUACAAUAGGACUGCAGACGGGGAGAUGACCCCCGGAUUCCGUGUCUUCAGGCUGGAGGCAGGCGGCAUAAACAGGCCGGCGGUGGCCAUCGAAGUGGAGGAUAUCGACAACCGUAUCUUGUUCUUGAGCCAGAGCUCGUCCGUGUCCGUCGGCGCUGAGGACUUGGGGUUCCAGGGGAAUGCCAUCUACUUCGUCUUCAAAGAAGAGAAUGAGCAGGGGGAAUAUAGGUCGCUGUGGAAUGUCGGAGUUCAGAACUUAGAAAGUGGUGAGAUCACCGAGGUUGUUGAUUCGGACGUGCCCGAUGAGAGCGGGCUAAAGUGGCCGGUACGGUCGUCGGACGUCCCCCGAUGGGUGCCGCCCAAUCUGUGCAGCUACAAUCAAUGA